Molecule: messenger RNA, 2187 nt
Organism: Plasmodium inui San Antonio 1
Lineage: Eukaryota; Apicomplexa; Aconoidasida; Haemosporida; Plasmodiidae
Product: queuine tRNA-ribosyltransferase
Exons: 1
Coding region: 1-2187 (728 amino acids)
Biological process (GO): tRNA queuosine(34) biosynthetic process; tRNA wobble guanine modification
Cellular component (GO): cytoplasm
Molecular function (GO): pentosyltransferase activity
Source: RefSeq, a predicted model, not a curated record
AUGGACGAACCUGAUGAUAAGUCAAGUAGAAAAAAGAAGGCCUCGUUCCCGGAGAGGAACUUCCCUUCAAGUGGGAACCAGAACAGGAAAAAGAAAAAAAUAAAAGUUAGAAGCGACAUAGAGAGGAAGGGAGGUAAAGUGGCCAACGGGGGGGAGUCUCCCCCGAGUAGCCAUCCCCAUCAGGAACCCAUACCAUUUGACUUUUUCACGGAAGAGGACUACAAGAAAUAUGACGAUUUUGUCAAAUUCUGCGAGGAAAGCUUUGCCUACAUCGACAUGGAAGACGUGAAUAAACAAAUCGCUCUUCUCAAAUCGAGGGGUGGCCAAGCCGAGUUGUACUUGUCCAAUGUUGUUACCAGUUCGGGUGACGAGGGGGGAGAGGAUGGGUGCGAACGGGAGGUGCAGGAGAAGCAGGUUGCUACCCCCAGGAAAGAACAAAAGUAUAGGAAAAAUUUGAAGCUAAUAAAUAUAAAGAAGCACAAGCGAGCCAGGAUCAACGUGAUACUGAUUAGGAAGAAGUACACGGGGGGGGAGCAGACGAAGGGGGGGCAAACUACUGCUCAUCAAGACGCAGCUCAUCAGACUUCACCUCAUCAGACUGCACCUCAUCACACCCCCAACAACACCGCGGUCGUGUCCCCCAUUUUCAUGCCGGUCGGCACGAAGAGCUGCAUCAAGGGGCUAGUCCAGGAAGAAGUUCAGCUCCUGUGCAACGACAUCAUCCUCAGCAACACGUAUCACUUAGCCAACAUAUUUGAAAUGUCCACUUUUGUGGAUAACAAGGGAAUCAAUAACUUCAUCCGUUUUCCCAAUGCAAUGCUCACCGACUCGGGGGGGUUCCAGAUGGUGUCCCUGAGCAAGAGAAUAACCAUACUGGAGGAGGGCAUCCUCUUCGAUAACAUCUACGACGACGCGGUUAUGAGCAGGAAUGUGCGCGCGGUGGGGGGGGUGGGAGAAGUGAAGGAGGGAAGGGAAGUGAACGAAGUGAUGGAAUCGAAGGAAUGGAUGGAGGGGGAGGAAGAGAUGCAAGCUGUUUCCUCUGUCCCAGCGGAUGGCGCCACCCCCCCCAGGAGGGAAAUCAUGUUGACGCCCGAAACCUCCAUAAGGCUGCAGAACCAAAUCGGGAGCGACAUCAUCAUGGCCCUGGACGACGUGCGCCCUGCAACGGAAACGGACGUGGAAAAGAUAGAGGAGGCGACGCACAGGACCAAUAGGUGGCUUCAAAGGUGUAUACAAGCUCACAGCAGGGAAAGAGAGCAAACCCUCUUUGGAAUAAUCCAGGGGGGGCUCCACAUCAGACUGAGAAAUGAAUCGAUGGAAUUCAUACUGAAACGUAGACUGAAUGGUUAUGCUGUGGGGGGACUCUGCGGUGGCGAAAGAAAAGGCGACUUUUUCAACGUAGUGCACCAUUGCUCAAAUGAGAAAAAUAGAAAGUGGAAUUAUUUACCAGAAAAUAGAUGCAGGUACAUUAUGGGAAUCGGCUACCUCGCUGACAUUCUCUUUUGCUCUAUCCUAGGUUACGACAUGUACGAUUGUGUGUAUGCAUCGAGGACGGCUAGGUUUAACACUGCCUUGAGUUAUGACGGAACGAUCAAAUUGAAGCAAGCCAAGUAUGCCUUUGAUUUUUCUCCACUUGUAAGCAACUGUCAUUGCUAUGUAUGUUCUAAUUUUUCCAAAUCGGCUCUACAUCUACUUAUUUCGAAGAAGAACCCAAUUGUAAAUGUCCUCUUGACCAUUCAUAACAUUUACUUUACCUUGCACUUUUGCUACCUCCUGCGAGUUGCCAUCUUUUUGGAGAAAACCGACCUCUUCGUGACGACCUUCCUGUAUAACUACUUCGUCAUCGGGUGCAGGAAUGGCAACUAUAAGAUCCCCGAUAAUGACAAGGCAGCUCCGGGUGAGGAUACCUCAAAUGGGGGGCCAAUCCACCCCCAGGCGAAAAACACGCAAGAUGAAGCAGCACAUGGAGAAAAAAACGAGGUAGUGAGGAACACACCCACUAUACCGACUAUACUGACUAGUGAUGAGCCCCCCUCAAGGGAGCCAACUCAACCGAGUUGCUACCCAUCCACGUGCACAACCCCGACAGCGCAGGAAAAAGUCGAGAUGGUAAAGGAGUUAAAGGAUAAGUUGCCACACUGGGCUUUACAGGCGCUGCAAUAUGCAGAAAUAGGACUCACUUUUUGA